AUGUUUGCUUACAUUCCGUCCUCUUCAUUCAUACACGCCUGCUUUUCCACCCACUGGCAGACAAUCGCCGCCAUGCAGGCGGCCUGGCCGAGCAACGAGGCGCUGAGAGACGCACUCCACUCGGCCGGCCUGGACAGUGACGUCGACGUCGACGUCAACGCUGACGGCGACGCCUGUCUCGUUCUCGACCUUUGGGCGAGAGUGCUGUCGACGGGACUGGUGCUGGGGCCGGAGCAGGCAGAGACGCUGCUCGUCGCCACACGCCGCCUCCUCGGCUCGUCCGCGGGAGCCUGUCUUGACGGCGACGGCGACGGCGAUGGCGAUGGUGAUGGCGAUUGCGACAGCCACGUCGACGUCGACGUCGACGUCUGUCGCCUCUCGGCUGCUGUUCGGCUGGCUCGACUGGGUCUGCUGCGAGCCGCCGCUUGUCUGUUGGUGGCGCAGGCCGACGGACGCCAGGUCGCUUCGACUCCGGUCCGGAGACACGAGACCGCUUCCAAAGCGACCGCCAGCAGCCUCGGCACUGCCGAGCUCGGACGUCCACGUCUCUUCCUCACCUGCCAGGCGGCUCUAACUGCCGCUGCCGAGUAA
Protopolystoma xenopodis is the source of this 591-nucleotide messenger RNA. The record is from the annotation of a GenBank genome assembly. NCBI's taxonomy places the organism in Eukaryota, Metazoa, Platyhelminthes, Monogenea, Polystomatidea, Polystomatidae.